Vigna angularis (adzuki bean) is the source of this 936-nucleotide messenger RNA. RefSeq lists its product as uncharacterized. Bases 148 to 648 code for a protein of 166 amino acids. Gene Ontology annotation, molecular function: serine-type endopeptidase activity. The transcript is spliced from 5 exons. Lineage: Eukaryota; Viridiplantae; Streptophyta; Magnoliopsida; Fabales; Fabaceae. Gene Ontology annotation, cellular component: membrane; mitochondrial inner membrane peptidase complex. The record is from RefSeq and is a predicted model, not a curated record.
AAAACAAAUAGAUCAAAACCAUUUCUCUCAAAUAUUCCUAAAAAUUGCUGGUUGGUUGCAGGCUCAGUGAGUUUUGUUUUCCUUAUUGACCCCAGAGAAUGGUGUAAUAACAAGCUUCGAAAAGAAGAGACAGAGAGAAAGGGAGAGAUGAGGUUUUCGGGUUACAUAGCUCAAUGGAGAAGCGCAGCGAAGGAAGCGAUGGACCGCACAGGCAUCACUGUGAAUUUCCUGUGUUGGCUUCACUUCACCAGCAACUACCUCUGUUCCCCGGUUCACGCGUAUGGGGUUAGCAUGCUCCCCACUCUCAACGUCACCGGCGACAUCCUCCUCGCCGACCACCUCUCCCCGCUGCUCGGGAACGUCGGCCACGGCGACUUGGUUCUCGUUCGGUCCCCUCUCAACCCUAAAAUCAGGUUGACGAAGCGCGUCGUGGCCGUGGAAGGGGACACCGUCACUUACUUCGACCCGUUGCACUCUGAAGCUUCUCAAGUUGCAGUGGUGCCAAAGGGGCAUGUUUGGAUUCAAGGGGAUAACAUUUACGCCUCCCGUGACUCACGCCAUUUCGGUCCUGUCCCAUAUGGUCUCAUUGAAGGAAAAGUGUUUUUCCGGGUAUGGCCACCAAGUAGCUUUGGAUUACUCGAUCAAUGAAGAAAUUUUAAAGAAGGAGUUGUGCAUAGUCAACAUCGAAAAGACAUUCGCUAAGCUCCGACAUUAACAUUUCAACCGAAGUAGCAUUCCUAUUGUAGUUAAGGUAUUUAGAGGUGUUGGUUAGAUCAAUUUUUCUCCACCAUAUUUGAAGUUUGCAACAUUUAUCCAAUCAUUUGGUGUGAUCUAAUCUUCUUCAACACCUCAAUGAUUAGAUUGUCUAUGUCGAGGAGUUUGAUAUUUGAGUAGAACGGUUUUACAAGAUCCUCAUAAUAAUAGCCUUUUCAUGAC